AUGUCUGUGGUACCCAACUAUGGUAUGAACAAAUCCAUGGGCUCAUGGGAUCACCCGUUUGAUAAGGAACAAACUCAAGAGAGUGACUUCCACUGCUUGAACGGAGAAUCAAGGAAAGUGCAAAUGAUGUAUAGGAAAUCGCCCUUCUAUCUGGCUGAUCUCGCAGAACUGGACUGUAUGGCUACACAAUUUCCUUUUCGACCGAGC
Messenger RNA from Opisthorchis viverrini, 207 nucleotides. RefSeq lists its product as hypothetical. The record is from RefSeq and is a predicted model, not a curated record. The transcript has a single exon. Lineage: Eukaryota; Metazoa; Platyhelminthes; Trematoda; Opisthorchiida; Opisthorchiidae. The annotation marks the transcript as partial.